Molecule: messenger RNA, 2463 nt
Organism: Myxocyprinus asiaticus (Chinese sucker)
Lineage: Eukaryota; Metazoa; Chordata; Actinopteri; Cypriniformes; Catostomidae
Product: EH domain-containing protein 1-like
Exons: 5
Coding region: 156-1757 (533 amino acids)
Biological process (GO): clathrin-dependent synaptic vesicle endocytosis; endosomal transport
Cellular component (GO): intracellular vesicle; plasma membrane; cytoplasm
Molecular function (GO): protein binding; calcium ion binding; molecular adaptor activity
Source: RefSeq, a predicted model, not a curated record
UUUUUUAGUCAGAGGGAACUACAGACAGAGGUGACUGCACAGGGGUGGGACAGGCAAACUUUCGACAGGACGUCACCUAGUUUGUGGCGAAUAUUUGAAAUAGGCAGCAUCGUUUUUUUCUCUCUUCGAAUUAAGACCGUUGUAUAACGACCAUCAUGUUCAGCUGGUCCAAGAAAGAAGGGAAGAAAGACCCAGAACUUCUCCAAAACGUGUCGGAGGGACUGAAACGCCUUUACCGCACUAAACUCUUCCCUUUGGAGGACACUUACCAUUUCCACGACUUCCAUUCACCGGCUUUAGAGGAUGCUGACUUUGACAACAAGCCCAUGGUGCUACUGGUGGGACAGUACUCUACUGGGAAGACCACCUUUAUCCGACAUUUAAUGGAGCAGGACUUUCCCGGUAUGAGAAUAGGCCCCGAGCCGACGACGGAUUCCUUCAUAGCGGUGAUGCACGGCGAUCAGGAGGGCGUGAUACCCGGUAAUGCUCUGGUUGUUGACCCGAAGAAACCUUUCAGAAAGCUCAACGCUUUUGGGAACGCUUUCCUUAACAGGUUUAUGUGUGCUCAGUUAAACAACCCCGUCCUGGAGAGCAUCAGUAUCAUCGAUACUCCAGGCAUCCUGUCAGGGGAGAAACAGAGGAUCAGCAGAGGCUAUGACUUUGCUGCAGUUCUUGAGUGGUUUGCGGAACGAGUGGACAGAAUCAUCCUGCUCUUCGAUGCCCACAAGCUGGACAUUUCCGAUGAGUUUUCAGAGGUGAUCAGGGCCCUGAAGAACCAUGAGGACAAGAUGCGUGUGGUUCUGAACAAAGCUGACCAGAUCAGCACCCAGCAGCUAAUGAGGGUGUAUGGUGCCCUCAUGUGGUCACUGGGGAAAAUCAUAAACACCCCAGAGGUGGCGAGGGUGUAUAUCGGCUCAUUUUGGGCACAGCCACUACUGAUUGCAGACAACAGGAAGUUGUUUGAGGCAGAAGAGCAGGACCUCUUCCGUGACAUUCAAAGUCUUCCACGGAACGCAGUUCUGAGGAAGCUGAAUGAUCUGAUUAAAAGAGCACGUCUCGCUAAGGUACAUGCUUAUAUCAUCAGUGCUCUGAAGAAGGAGAUGCCAAGUGUGUUUGGGAAGGACUCGAAGAAGAAAGAGCUUAUCAACAACCUGGGCGCCAUAUAUGAAAAGAUUCAGAAAGAACACAACAUCUCACCUGGAGACUUUCCUAACCUAAAGAAAAUGCAGGAGUUACUAGCUGCUCAGGACUUCACAAAGUUUCCUGUCAUAAAGCCAAAAUUGCUGGAGUCAGUGGAAGACAUGCUGGGCAACGAUAUAGCUAAGCUCAUGACACAGGUGAGGAAGGAGGAGGCCGACAUGCCCAACCAGACAGUGAAGGGUGGUGCUUUCGAGGGAACCAUGAAUGGGCCGUUUGGUCAUGGAUAUGGGGAAGGUGCAGGCGAGGGCAUCGACGAGCUGGAAUGGAUUGUGGGGCGUGAUAAACCAUCCUAUGAUGAAAUCUUCUACACCCUUUCUCCCAUCAAUGGAAAGAUAUCAGGUGCCACAGCCAAGAAGGAGUUUGUAAAGUCCAAGCUGCCAAACACAGUGCUUGGAAAGAUCUGGAGCCUGGCAGAUGUGGACAAAGAUGGCUACCUGGACGAUGAAGAGUUUGCACUUGCCAAUCACCUGAUCAAGGUGAAGCUGGAGGGGCACGAGCUUCCAGCCAAACUGCCCACUCACCUUAUUCCACCUUCCAAACGGCAAGAGCAGCUUUGAGGACCUGGCUUGAGUUUAUUGAAUCACUAACGGUGGCUCCAAUGUGCCCAAGCCAUAUUUGAACAAUUCUAACUCAUUUUGACCAUUAAGUUGACCAGCUAGUCAUCAGGAACUUGAUUUCUGUCUUUAGUUUGAAUAAAAAGAAUUUGCAUUCAGGGAAAGGAAUUGAAAGUGCGACGGUAUGAAUCAAGGGACUGCAAGAACAAACCAAAAAGUUAUGUGCCAGUCAGAGACUUCCUUUUUUUUUUUUUUUUUUUUAAAUAUGGUUUGGAAAUGGAGAAACCACUAUGAACAGACAAAGCAAUUACAUUGAUUAUAUAAAACUUCCAUGGUACUGUUGGGUGGGCACUGAACGGGAUGUUUGUGUGAGAAAGAUUUGUGAAGGGGGAUUCUUUAAACAGUACAAUGUGAAAAAUAUUCCAUAUACAAAAUAUAACUCCAAAUGUGAUUACUAUUAUUUUUGCUAAACUUCCUUAACUUAUUCUUUUCCUUUAGAGCUAUUUUAUCUGUAUUUUGUAUUUUCAAUUUUGAAAGUAGAAUAUUGAAUGUUUUCUUUUGCUUUAAUUCAACAAAAUAUGUAGUCUGUAAUUUUGAGGGUGUAUCUGUUCUUUCUUCUGGGACCUCGUGCUUUGAAAUCUUCACCUUCACUUGAAUUCAAAAAUGACAUUGACCAAUAAAAGAGUUUAUUUGUAAGCUGUGCUUCAAA